Aquila chrysaetos chrysaetos is the source of this 2023-nucleotide messenger RNA. Its product is annotated as regulator of G-protein signaling 7-binding protein-like. The record is from RefSeq and is a predicted model, not a curated record. Lineage: Eukaryota; Metazoa; Chordata; Aves; Accipitriformes; Accipitridae. Gene Ontology annotation, cellular component: neuron projection; postsynapse; nucleus. Bases 496 to 1263 code for a protein of 255 amino acids. The transcript has 6 exons. Gene Ontology annotation, biological process: G protein-coupled receptor signaling pathway.
GGAGCGCGAGCGGCGGCCACUCCCCGGGCCUCGCCGCCCCUCCGAGCGGCUCCCGGCGGGCGCCCCGGUGAGACACGCCGCGGCGGGGCGGGCUCCCCCGCUAGGAGCAUCGGGCAGGUUUCGGCGGCCCCUGGAUGGGAUCCCUUCUCCGCUGGGCACGGCCGCUCUCCCCCCCCCCACCGGCUGCAGGAAGGAGGACGGCAAAGCAUGCCACCGGAGGGGCGGUUCCGCAGGGACUGACAUGCUGCUGAAGGAGGAAAGGCGCCAGCCCCUCCGCCUCUCCCCGCGGUAGCGAAGGCGAUGCUGCAGGGCGCUCUCCGGGCUCUCCCGCAGGUGCCAGGCUAUCACCCACAGCAGCCGCGAUCGCUGCCGUGACCAGCGCGGCCCCGGGCCAGCCGAGGCGACGAGCGGCGCGGGCCUGCACCCCUCUUCGGGGCGGCGGCGGGGGAAGGUGCUGACUGCGCCCGCGGGGCCCUGCGCGGCGGGCGCGUUUGCAUGAGCUCUGCACCGAGCUGGCGCAGGAAGCGCCUCUGCUCCGCCGCCUCAAUUUUCCAGGGCAGCAAGACCUCGCCGCACGACCGCGACGGUGAACGCCGGAGCAGCGGCUCCGACAGCGCCUACCAGACCCAGAGAGCCCUGGAUGACUGCAAGAUGCUUGUCCAGGAGUUCAAUACCCAGGUGGCUCUAUACCAGGAGCUGGUCAUUUCCAUUGGGGAUGUCUCAGUCACCUGUCCAUCUCUGCAUGCGGAAACGCACAAAACUCGAACCCGAGGAUGUGAGAUGGCCUAUCAGGUUCAUCAAAAACUAGCAGCAGUUUCUGGCCCAGAAGAUGGUGAAAUUCAUCCUGAACUCUGUAGAUUAUACAUCCAGUUGCAGUGUUGCUUAGAAAUGUACACAACAGAAAUGCUUAAGUCCAUAUAUCUGCUAGGAUCGCUGCAGUUUCAUCAGAAAGGAAAAGAGUCUUGUGCCCCACCCAAGAUCCUAGAUACUAAAGUGGAUGAGAGUUCCGAAGUACCUAUUUUAGAAGACACGUCAUCAUCACCAACAGAUAUUCAACAGCAUUUAUGGCAGGUUUCUACAGAUAUUGAAAACACUGAAAGAGAUAUGAAAGAAAUGAAAAACCUUUUAAGUAAACUCAGGGAGACUAUGCCUUUACCACUGAAAAAUCAAGAUGAUAGCAGCCUCCUAAACUUGACUCCUUACCCAUUAGUAAGAAGACGGAAGCGAAGAUUCUUUGGACUGUGUUGUCUUGUCUCAAGUUAGAUUAGGUAAAGAAACACCAAGAAAAUCAUAACUUUGAUUAAAACACUAUCAUUUGACAUUGAAAGGAUAAACAUUACUACUUUUGAUUAUAAAGUAUAUUUUCUACACUAGCCUAUUGCUUUUUCUCUUCUGCUCCAUCCUCCUUUUCAAAAUAAGGGUUUUAAUAGUCAAAAGUUAUGGUGGUCAAGAACCAGCUGUGGAAUAGAUCUAGCAUAACUAAGAAUGUUUUUAAAACUUUUUAAAGUAUGUUUUGCAUGCUUACUUUCAACCACUCAGAGAAAAGACACAUGAAUUAUGGAUAAUAGAUGAUUUUUUAAUUUUUUAUUGUUUGAACUACAGCUAAAAGUUUCUGCAUAGUACAGUACUCUUAUUAGUAUCAUAUUAAAAUACUUGAUCAUAUUCUAACAGUCUUUAAGCAUAGAAAACUAUUUAACAGCAAAAGUAUUAUAGUUCUAAAACAUUUAAACACUAUUGUAACAGAAUUUGCACAAAAUUUCCAGUUGCUUUUUGUGCUCUCAUUCAUAUUUAGUCUUGCACUAUAUCUCAAUUUAAAAGCUUCAUAGAAAAAUAUCUUAAUUUAUGAUACACAAACCAUAUAUGAAAAUACUUAGAACUUGUAAAUACAGAAAAAUCUUAAUAUCUACAUACUGUACAAUGCAUAGAAGUAACAGAUUUCCUUUUAAGCUGAUAGUAUCUCUACAAGCUUUUGGAAAAAAUAAAUAAUUUAUUUAUUAAAAGAAGAUGUAUUAAAAUAAACAAU